Molecule: messenger RNA, 6076 nt
Organism: Uranotaenia lowii
Lineage: Eukaryota; Metazoa; Arthropoda; Insecta; Diptera; Culicidae
Product: actin-binding protein IPP
Exons: 5
Coding region: 489-2312 (607 amino acids)
Molecular function (GO): protein binding
Source: RefSeq, a predicted model, not a curated record
UCCUUUAUCUGGCGGGAUUGAAGCUGUUGCAUGUCAUAAAACUAUUACCGUAUUUGUUUAUGCCGAGUGUUGCAAGAGUGAGACCUCUUUAAGUGAGAAAAAAAUUCUGUCUCCUGGACUCUCGCUUAUCCAGGUUUGACUGUAUAUGUAUACAUUUUCACUCCAGAGCGACUGAUUGGAGUGUUAUGUUUCAUUCUGUCAGUGCACUUUCUACCAUUUCUAUACCUAUAUGUUUCGAGUGCCAUUUAGGAGAAUAAGGGCGUAGACCUGACAGACAUUCAGCAGUGAUAUCUUUUUUAUAAGCGGAUAGACUAGCGAAAUAAGUCACUAUCGAUAGUGAAAAGGGGUGCAUUUGAAAAGUCAUGCAAGGGAUAUGAUCCACUAUUCCCAAAAUCCCUGCGAAGAUACUGAAAGUCCCUAGAAGGUGUUUAGUGCUGUUCGGUAUCUGGUUACGAUAAGCUGUAUAGUAUUUAUCGAAGCGCUACAAUAUGCCUCCCUUGAACAGCUUUGGCGUAAACGGUAACCCGGGAGAUAUUAUCUGCUCGCUAACUCAAUCGCAGAUGGCCAUUAAUGAAACCGCAGGUGGCCCCAGUGCCAAAUCACCCAUUUACAGCUGCUCGCAUUACGCACCAAAGGUAUUGUUGAAUCUCAACGCGCUGCGGCAAAAUUCACGAUUUUGUGAUGUCGAAAUUGUGGUCGGAGGCACCGUGAUCCAGGCCCACCGGGCAGUACUAAGUGCCGCAUCGGCCUACUUUGAAGCCAUGUUUCGUCCGGAAUUAGGGCUUAGUGAAGGCAAACAGAAAUCUGUUACGCUUCAUUCGAUUCGGCCGGAUAUACUAAAGCUGUUGAUUGAUUUUGUCUACACCGGGACGGUAGAAAUAAAGCAGAACAAUGUUCAGGAACUGCUUGCCGCGGCAGAUAUGAUACAGUUGCCGGAGGUAGUCGAUGGAUGUUGCGAGUACCUUUGUCGUGAGCUUCAUUCCUCAAACGCACUUGGAAUUUUGAGAUUUGCCGAAGCGCACAAUUGUCGCCAGUUGGCGGAUGCAGCUGCCACUUAUGUGUACACCAAUUUUCCGAAAGUAGCCCUAGAAGACGAGCUGUUAGAUAUACCGUAUCAAAUGCUUAUGAAGGUUAUUUCAUCGGAAUCUCUGCGGGUAGAUAGCGAGUAUCAAGUUUUCAAAGCUGCAUUAAGAUGGAUCAAACACGAUGUUGUUCCCCGCCGACGGUAUGUAUUCGAAAUUUUGUCUCACGUGCGGCUAGCACUCGUACCUGUGGGCCUCAUUGAUCAGGCCAUCGCCGAGUGUCGAGAUGUUUCCCUGAAAAUUGCACUCCGAUCUGUUCGUAAAGAUCUCACAUCAAAGCGUGGCCAAUUAGUCCCACUGCGUGUUUGUCCAAGAGUUUGCGCCAAAAAAAGUAUUUACAUCAUCGGAGGAUCCCGACGAGAACAGUCCGCAGGCUGGACUCCAGCUGAUUGCAUAUUUGAGAGCGUAAUAAAGUAUGAUAUCUUCCGACGUGAGUGGAUCGAAUCAGCACCGAUGCAAAUUGGUCGCAUAUUACCCGGUGUUGCAACGCUUGGUGGAAAAAUUUUUGUGAUUGGAGGUGAACGUGGUAGUCAAAUUCUUGCAAAUGGAGAAGUAUAUGACACUCAGAACAAUAACUGGGAACCGAUGGCUCCUAUGGUAGUACCACGUUGCGAAUUUGGACUUUGUGCCCUUGGUGGAACAUUGUAUGCUAUGGGAGGGUGGAUUGGAGAAGAUAUUGGUGGUUCAAUCGAAUGUUAUGAUCCAAUGAAAAACCAAUGGAGAAUGGUAGGAGAUUUACCAGAACCUCGUUUUAGCAUGGGUGUUGUUAGUUUUGAAGGAUUAAUAUACAUUGUUGGAGGCUGCACAACUUCAAGUAGACAUUUACCAGAUUUGAUAAGCUACAAUCCUGUAACGCAUGAAUGGAACUCGCUUGCUCGCAUGCAAACGGCACGUUGUCAGAUGGGUGUUGCUAUAUUGGAUCGCUUUCUUUAUGUAGUCGGGGGAAAUAGUAGUCAACAGGAGGUCCUAUUCACAGUUGAACGCUACUCGUUCGAUGAAAAUAAAUGGUCAAUGGUAGCGCCUAUGUCAGUGAGUCGUGCUAGUCCUGCGGUUGCCGCUGCAGAUGGACUAUUAUAUGUGGCUGGAGGUGACCAGCCUUGUGAAAUAAAUUUCUAUCGCGCCCAGGUGACCAUUUCUUCCUUUGAAUGUUACGAUCCAAUGAACGAUCAGUGGAAGGUUUGUCCAGAUCUCCCGACGAGUAGAUCUGAAGCAGGUGCAGUUGUAGUUUAAAAAUUUUCCUUAUUGUUAUUUUUUAUCAUUUGACGCGCACAUUUUUUUUGCUAUUAUUAUUACCACAAAUUAUCUAGUCUAGUUUUAUAAAUCGGGAAUGCAUAAAAUAUUACUUCUGUAUUGGUUAAACAUAACAAUUAAGGAGUAACUUUGUCAUAAAUCGAUUUAUUUAAACCAAAGAUUAAAGGAUCAAGUAAAUAAUGUGAUUUGACGAUAAAGAUGUUUUACUUUAAUAAAAUUGCCGAAUAUGAUCGUCUUAUGCCUGUUGAUAUUUAUAAGGAAAUUUUUAUCUCUACUGCAAUUAUUACUCUACUGCAAUAUGAUCGUCUUAUGCCUGUUGAUAUUUAUAAGGAAAUUUUUAUCUCUACUGCAAUUAUUACGUAUUCGCAGUGUUCGGCACAAAAGCGAUAAUCCGCUAUUCGCUAGUUAGUCCGCUAACUUUUUGUUAGCGGUUUAACUUUGCCGCUAAGUUUGGAUUGAUUUAGCGAAUUGGAAAGUUCCGCUAUUUUUUGGUUCCGCUAAUUGAAGAUCGCUAACUUCCAUAUAUUUGUAUCAAUCUCUCGAAUUUUUAGUGAUAGAAUAAUCUUUUUUUUAUUAAUCACUAGCUGAUUUUACCCGGCUAUGCUCAGGUUCAUAUAGAACAUAAAUAAAAAUGAGUCGUUUUACUUUAAGAAUUUUUAUAUUAAACUAUAUCAUUAUAAGCAAUUUUGCGCAUCUUUGGUUAUUGUUCAGUUUUUUAUUGGGAUUAUUCACUGUGUUUAUCGUUUUCAUUUUAUGGAAAAAUUUAAAGGUAUGAGCUUUAAAUUUAAAGACAUACAAAAUAAUUUCCCUUGAAAGCUUAUUCAUCACGAUAAACAUUUUUUUUCAUCCACCAUCUUUUAGGAAGUUCGAAAAGAUUUGGACUUUUAUUUGUUAUCUUCAAAUGAUCAAAUUGUUUUGAUAUCUUUCCCAUCCUGCCUCAAAUAAAAAUCUCUUUUGGAUAUCAUUCCACUUUUCAAGACGGAUGAUCUCCCUGUACAAUGGUAUAUUAGACUUUUAUCUACUUUGAAAUUUCUAAACAAACAUCUGAGUCUGUAAACCAUGUUGAAGACUCACAUUGCAUGUUUUAAACUAUUUGUGUACAUUUUUUUGCUUUUUAAUUUCACACUGUUUUAUGAUUACUUGGUCUUUAAUGUGAUAGUUCCACAUUUAGUUUUUUGAAGUUUUUGAUAACAAACCACCUCUGAGCCGAAGCUACCAUUCUAAUUUUAUAUGUGAUUUACAUUUCAAUGUUACUAUUCUUGGACAUUCAUCCCAUUAAUGCUUGUGAAGUGUGAUCAACUUUAAAGUUUUUAAAGUUUCAGUUUCAUUACUAAACGGUUCUACUAUAAGUUUUAUCUAAAUUGGAUGGUUGAAUUGAACAAAUUGACUCAAAAGUUAUAAAUUGGCCAAAGGAUUAGAACUGCAUAAAACUGAAAACCUCAGAUUUAAUUACUUGAAAGUAUCAUGUAAUGGAUUUGUUUCAAUACACGGUAAAUUUUCUAAUCCCCCGUUAAAAUUCCCCGACGGCUAUUAAGGCGUUGAAAUCGAGGCCUUCAACUUAUAACUCUGAAUCUUAUUAUUUUUUUCUUUCUCUGUGAGAGAUUCUAAAAAUUCGACAAUAGUUGGUUCAUAAAAGCUGGAAUUGAUGAAAAUCGGUUCAUUCAGCUGAAGAAGUCAAUUCACUGUUCAUUGUUCAGUUCACUGUAUAUUUAUGUAGACUCUCAAAGCACCACAGCGGAGGUAGGAAGCACUUUGAAAAUCACUACAAUUCUGUUCAUUAUAUUUCUAACAGGCUAGUUGUAUUUUUCAAUCCAAAAUGUAGGCUCAUUAUUGCAAUCAAAUAUCUCCUACCAGUACCACGUGCUUAGAACAGAAGAAGGAAUAAAAAUACCCGCCAAAAUUCCGCCUUUCAAAUUUUCAAUGAUCAGCAAGCUUUGAUUUGCUUUCCAGUAUACGUGAACUUUGAAUGGUGGUUGCUAAUGGUCGGCCCGUAAUGAUGGUGAAAAAAAAACCCCGCCAAAGGAAACGAAAAUCGGCUGCCAAAAUGGGUGCCAUGACUUUUGGUUCGUGGGAAUAAAAUAGAACGUUGUAUGGCAGGGUCCCUUUUCUUAGAUGGGAGGGGCUCAGAACUAUUACUAAAACCUUACCCUGGUUCAACUACAUCUCUGUACCAAAUUUCAGGCUGAUCGGUUCAGCGGUGUGGAUUUGUAUAAGGUGCAUACAAACAAACAAACAUAUAUAGUCCAACUCAUCUUUAUAUAUUAGAUGUCAAAGUAACAUUAUUGUGCAUCAUUCUGAUUGCUUUAUUGGAUUCAUUGAAGGAAUGCGUACUAUUUAGAGUUAGAGAAAAUCAAAUUAAUUUCAUUAAUCAUGACAAAGUAACAUUGUGCAUCAUUCUGAUUGCUUAAUUGGAUUCAUUGGAGGAAUGCGUACUAUUUAGAGUUAGAGAAAAGAUGCCUUUAGUAUCAUUUUUCUCUCUUUAAGCACUUUUUUUAGCAACUUUUACAGAAGAAGAUAACAAUAAAAGGUGUUUUUUUUAUAAUUUCUUUAUUUGAAACGGCUCAUACCUUUAGGCUUUAAGGAGCCAAAUUCGUUUUGUAUUUUUACAAAUAAAAGGUGUUAAACAAUUUAGAACUAUUCUCAACAUCUCUUCAUCAGCAUUUGCUUUCAAGUGGUUGAGCUAUUUAUUUUUGACAAUACAGUUUUUUAGAGAUUUUUCAGAUCAGUUAAUAUAAAAAUAAGAUAAAAUCACUACUGUAGCCUUCGUUUUAAGUUCAAAUAGAAAUUGUAUAAAUGUUCACGUUUAACAAUGCUCCUGCAAAUUUGAAAAGGGGAAAACAGGUUAAAGAUUUUAAAUGAAGAUUAUGUACAAUAAUGCCAAAACAAGAAUAUUGCAAAAUUGCAGUGCAAUUCAACAGAUUAUUUGCAACAAAAUGGCAUACUAUCUACUUUGCACAAAACCGAUAAAUCGAGUAAAUUUUGAACCAAAAUUUAAACUAAAAAAAAGAAAGAUAUAGCUCCCAUUUUCCAUAUUCUGUUCUUUUGUUCUUUCUUUAAUUGUUCGAAAAUCGCUUGUUUUAUUUUAUAAAACACAAAGACUUGCUAAAACUCCUAUCUUUGACAGUUUUGGUUUUGCUCAUAUAAUUUUAUGAAAACUCUAUCAAUUUAUCGAAUUUUAAAUUAAAUACUUGAAACUUCAUCAAUUCCCUCUUUGGGGGUUGGAAAAUCGGAAAGGGAAGUGCGUAUCUAAAAAAAAGACAUAUGUUCCGGCCUUAAUAUUGAUAAAUAAACUGUAAGCGAUUAGCGAUUAGCGCUUUAAGCUUAAAGCGAUAGCUUUUUUCGCACAUUUAGCGUAUUUAAUUAGCGAUCGCUAACUUUGUAUGAGUUAGCGAUUUAAUUAGCGGCGCUAGUUUUUCAGUUAGCGAUGCCGAACACUGCCUAUUCGAGAACUUUUAUUAUGAUGUAGUAUCCCAUCAUAUAUAUGAUGUUUGGUAAUGCUAUGAGAAAUAAAUCCAAUAAAAAUAAUGUUUAAAUCCUAAAUUGUGUUGUGAAUUCAAAGAAAUGGAAAGCAAUUUACUAUACAAUGACAAACUUGAUGCUACUAACUUGCAACAAAUUUAGACGCCAUAUUGAGGUACAGAUAUCAGAAAUAACCGUUUUCGAACAUUACUUAAUUAUUAAUUCUGCACAACAAAUGACCAGCUAGCCAAAUAAAUGUGAGUUUAAAAUUGCUUGUAAAAAUG